AUUCAUUGGCCAAAACAACUUCACAGAGGAAAGUCAUACCUACGUUUGUACAAAAAAAUUGCAUGUAUAAGGAAAAUGAAUGGGAAGGGUCAAAUCAAAUGGCAAACGUUACUGUCUGCAAAAACCACAUCAUAAACUGAAGAACAGAAAAACAUACCAUCAUGCAUGCCAAUAAAGGGGUUGCCAAAUAUUAUUAAUCAUUAAAAUCACAAAAACAACAGCGAUUCCACACAGGCAAAACUAAACGCAAAACUCCACAUACAUGAUUAAAACGAAUCAUCUAUCAAUGGCAAAGAUCAUACAUGACAGAAAUUAGCCAAUCAAACGGACGAAGACAAAAAUACAUCGGACCAAAAUACAAAAUCAAUCACGAACAAAUAUCUGCAUAAAAAAUCUUUUACAUCAAACGGAAAUCCAUAAUACAUAUAUAUGUAUUACAAAUACUAGGACCCAUUUAGAUGAAACACGUUCAAAUAGUGUUCAAGAUAUUUAAAAAGAUAUAUAAAGAACGAAAAAGGAAGAAAAAGGAGUAACAUAUAUUAUUCAUAAAUAACAAACAUCAAAUGAUACCUGUUCUGGACUAACCAUUAAUAAAUUCAAAAAAAUCAUCUUAAAAAUAUUAAAUAACGGAGUAAAAACCAACAAUAGAAAAAUAAAAACAGAGUACAAUUAAGAUGGAGAGAAAAAAAGGGGUAGAAAUAUUUCAUCAACAGACCAAGGCUCUCAACAUAUUGUGUCCCAGCCCAAAUGUCUCCUCUAUCAAAAACAGUACCUUAGAAGAUAGUUUCAUAAAAAACAAAGGUAACAAAAAUAAAAUAUCUCCAAACAUCAAAUUAAGUUAUAGUAUAUAACUCAUAUGAAGGGAGCAAUCAAAAGGACACCACAUAUCAAGAUUGUUAUUCUAUUCCAAACGGACAAUUGAUAACUUCUGAUUUCUACAACAACCAUGAAGAACCAACCAAACAAAUUCCUGAGCCUAACCAGUCAAACAAUUCUUUAAUAAUUUCUCUAAGUCAAUUAUGUGACCCUUCCAUAUCCAGUUUCGACAGUGAUUGUUAUAUAAUAAACUCAGCCAACAUAUUGCCGACGUUUUUUCAUAUGGAGUUUGACAGCAUUCCGCUUGAAAAGCCGAACAGAAUACUCGGCUUAAGACAAGAAGAUUCAUUCACUGGGAAUGAUAACGUUCGAAAUCUCGUGAGGUUUCUGGCUAAUCAUCCCAGCGAAUGACAGACCAAAACAAACCAACAAAAAUAAACCCCACUCCCCCCGCUAACCCAAGAAUGCUCUUGCUUCUAACCAUAAAAAACCUUCUAAUCAGCCAGCUUGGUCCAUUCAUCGCUAUCCAUCUUCCAACAUAUCGUGUUGUUAACGGAUUCCCUUACUGAUUUGGUAUUUAUUUAAUGCGUUUCUUUGAACCUACCUGAAAUGUCCAACGUGAUGAAAUAUUGGUUAUUGCUGGAAUCGCUCAAUCUUCCAGGUAUUUCCAGAACUGCCCAAUUCGAAAAUGAAAAUGAUCGGGUGCUAGAAAAUAUAACUUUAAUUCAAAAAUCCUUAAGCCUAUCUCCAGAGGAAAUAGUUGGAUCAAUAGUGGCCAAUUUACAAGCCAAUCAUUUGAAGCAUAGAGAAAAUGAAAUAGCAAAAAAUAUGAGUAUAGAGGCCAAAUACUCUAUGUAUUCCUUGUUGAUAGUGCAAACAAUUGGCAAAAAUGUAAAUCUGCGUAGUGAUGCUGUGGAAGAUUUAAUUUCAGAAAAUCACAAAACCCUACUCAUAGCACUUUUGGAAGAUAUUGUGGAUAAAGGAGUAAAACCAAACUUGCAUUCAGGCUUUUACAAAAGUAAGGGCUCAAUAUUUUGCAGAAACGCUGAAAAUCAGACAAAUUUUUGCAGAGCGCAAUUAAUUGUGGAAGUGCUUUCCUCCAUAAUACACAUACCAACUUUGAGAUUGUCAGAAGAUAUAUUUCUAUGCUAUAUGGCAGCAAUAUUUAGUAUACUUCUGGCCUGUGAUGCCAAGGAAUAUACAGUGGAACAAAAUUGUCUGACAGCAUUACAAACGAAACUCAAUAAAAUAUGGACUGAUAUGCCCAAGGUGUUGUAUUAUCGCAAUUUAAUGCUUCUUUAUGGCAUAUUACCAGCAGAACAAAAACCAAGAAUACACAAGGAAAUGUUGCUGAAACUGUGGUCAAAUGGAGGUUUUGUGGCUCUAUUGUUUGCCCUACAAAAGUCCGAGAAAACGGAGGAGCAACCUAUAUCCCAGAUUGUUGAAAAAUUAGUGGCACAACCCUCAUAUCCAAGACGAGCCCAGGAAUCCAUGGUGCAACAAAUAUUACGUUUUCUGGCCACUAGUGUGGACAACAAAGAUUUGGGAGUUCACAUGGGAGCUGCCUUGGUGUCACUUAGAAGGCUAUAUGACAACAAUGAUGAAAACAAGGAGCUGGUGAAAAAAUGGCUUAAAGGACAAUUACAACCGUUGUUAGAGUUUCAUGAAGAUCGCAUCACUGUCAUGGAAUGGAAUGAAUUUUGUACUAGGAUAAGUUUGUUGUUUCACAUGUUUUGCACUUCCACAGUAGAAUGUAUGCCCAGUGAAUUAUUGACAGCAUAUUUGCCACUGUUGAUUGCUUGCCAUCAAGAAGUAUGUGAAUGCACUGAGAAAUCCUUUACUAUGGCAGUAAGCAAUCAUUUGGCCCAGUUAAUACUAAGAAUUCUUAAUAAUCGAGGAAAAGAAGAACUUAGGGGAAUCAUUAAGAGUUUUGUUUUGGCUCAAUAUCCCUUGGAGUGGCUGCAUAAACAUGCCAAUGUGAUAAUUGAAUAUGACCCCUUGCAAUUGGAAAGCCUCAGAAUUGUUCAAAAGGACAUGGAAUCUGAAACAAAUUCUUUAUUUUCCGGUCAUAUGAAUACAUUGUCCAUAAUUCUUAAAGAAUCCUCAUUUAGCUUGCUGUGUUACCACGUUUUCAUUACGCUUUUUGGGCUCUUUACCAAUUUGCCCAAGCAAUCUAGUGAGGAAGUGAAUGCUAACGAUGAUCUACUGCAAACUGAGGAAGAUGUGGAAAACAAAAUUGUGCGAGAUAUUACCCAAAAGUAUAAUGGCAAAAUUCAAAUCAUCAAUGCCUUGCAGAUACUGAUCACUCACAAGCCAUUGAAAAUUCUUCUAAUGGAAAACAUAAAGGAUGUGCUAAUCGUACUACAAGACAUGUUAGCGCUAUAUGCAGUUGAAACUGAUGAUGAUAUUGACUCAUCAGUGAUGACCAUUCUGUUAACUUUAAUGGGUGAAAUCUUGGAAAAUGCCACAGAUGUUAUGGAGGAUGUUAAAAUGGAAUUACACAAACAUUUGUCGAAACUGGAACCAAAAGUACUGAACCCAAAACUGAAAUUUCAGAUCUCUUGUCUGCGAAAACAAAUACAAGGCCCCACCAACAUCAAUGAUACAUCCAAGGAAAGAUUUGAAGAGGCCCGUUUGUUGUUGGAAUCACCUGAACCCUAUAUGCAAGUAGAAGGCAUACAGAAAUUUAUACAACUUAUAAGGGAGAAGGAUACCUUUACUCUGAAUAGUGUUCAUGUGGUCAGUGCUUUGGCACUGAAUACCUUAAAAUCCACAGAAUCCUAUACAUUUCUCAAUUGUGUGCGUCUAUUUGCUGCACUGGUGUAUGUUGAUGAGCACACGAUAAUGGAAAUAUUAUGCGACGAUUAUUUAAAUAACUCGGCAGCCACCGACUACAGAUUAGUUGUGGGAGAGGCUUUAUUAAAAGUUUGUAAGGAAGUUGGCCAACUAUGCUACAGAUAUAAGGGACUGCUUUUAAACACUUACAUGAGUGGUUGUCGUUCACCCUUGGAUGAGUUUCGUUACUCAUCCUUUUCAAAUCUAGCGCAGCUAUGUAAAAUACUGUCUUUUGACGUUCAUCAGUACUUUGAAGAACUACUGCAACUGAUAAAUUGUGAAUUAUCUACAGGCAAAUAUAUGCCCGCCAAACGAGCUGCUGUCAUGGUCUUAAGUGAUUUGUUGGCCGCUAUGGACAACCUUUUAGAUUACCAGGAUAUGCUAUUGCCCAUAUACAGGCUUUUAAAGUUAUUGGCUUCUACGGAAUCAACAGAUGAAAAAAUCCGUCUACAUGCAGCCAUAGGCUUAGAGAAUCUCUCUGUCAAAUGCAAAGAACUGCUCACAGCUAUUGGCCAACCUCAAUUGCAAAAGGAAAUUAAAAUAACCGGAAUUAAGGAUAAAGAGAAGAAAAAAUUAAACAAUCAUAUUCUUUAUAUGAAUUAAAUGGGACAUCUUUAAGAUAUGUAAAUAAAAUUUUCAAGGGAUUUAAUCUAA
Molecule: messenger RNA, 4305 nt
Organism: Stomoxys calcitrans (stable fly)
Lineage: Eukaryota; Metazoa; Arthropoda; Insecta; Diptera; Muscidae
Gene: Tango6
Product: transport and Golgi organization protein 6
Exons: 10
Coding region: 1426-4254 (942 amino acids)
Biological process (GO): protein secretion
Source: RefSeq, a predicted model, not a curated record